UGCUGCCUCCUAGAGACCCAGACUCUGAUUGGCAAUAGAGUCCAGGUCCUGAGCACAGGCCUGGAAAGGACUAGGCCACCUCUGGGUUUCAGGCCCCUUAGGACUAUGCAGACUUAGUGAGCCUGGGCCUUGGGGAGGGAGAUAGCUUGAUGCCAAGAUUAGGCUCUGGGCAGCGAGGUGGGGAGGGGAGGUGGCAGUCUUCAGAGGUACCUUGGACUCACACCAACACCCCCGCCCCCAUAUGUGCAGCCGUGUUGCCGCCCGCUGUGCUAUGAGCAGUCAGAGCGCCGUCUCCACAAGAGUUUACAAAUGAAAAUGGAGGAAAUGUCUUUGUCUGGCCUGGAUAACAGCAAACUAGAGGCCAUCGCUCAGGAGAUAUACGCAGACCUGGUGGAGGAUUCUUGUUUGGGAUUCUGCUUUGAGGUUCACCGGGCUGUCAAGUGUGGCUACUUCUUCCUGGAUGAUACGGACCCUGAAAGCAUGAAGGAUUUUGAGAUCGUGGACCAGCCCGGAUUAGACAUCUUUGGACAGGUGUUCAACCAGUGGAAGAGCAAGGAGUGUGUCUGCCCCAAUUGUAGCCGCAGCAUCGCUGCCUCCCGCUUCGCUCCCCAUCUGGAGAAGUGCCUGGGAAUGGGUCGGAACAGCAGCCGAAUCGCCAACCGCCGGAUUGCCAAUAGCAACAAUAUGAACAAGUCUGAGAGUGACCAAGAGGACAAUGAUGACAUCAAUGACAACGACUGGUCCUAUGGCUCAGAGAAGAAAGCCAAGAAGAGAAAAUCAGACAAGAACCCCAAUUCCCCUCGAAGAUCCAAGUCUUUAAAACAUAAAAAUGGGGAGCUUAGCAAUUCGGAUCCUUUUAAGUAUAGCAACUCAUCUGGGAUCAGCUAUGAGACCCUGGGGCCAGAGGAGCUGCGUAGCCUGCUCACCACGCAAUGUGGGGUGAUUUCUGAACACACCAAGAAGAUGUGCACAAGGUCCCUGCGCUGCCCUCAGCACACAGAUGAACAGAGGCGAACCGUGCGGAUUUAUUUCCUUGGGCCCUCAGCAGUCCUUCCAGAGGUCGAAAGCUCUCUGGAUAACGACAGCUUUGACAUGACUGAUAGCCAAGCCCUGAUCAGCCGACUUCAGUGGGACGGCUCCUCUGAUCUCUCACCCUCUGAUUCAGGCUCUUCCAAGACGAGUGAGAAUCAGGGAUGGGGUCUAGGUACCAACAGCUCCGAGUCACGGAAAACCAAGAAAAAGAAAUCCCAUCUGAGCCUGGUAGGGACUGCCUCCAACUUGGGCUCCAACAAGAAAAAGAAGCCAAAGCCACCGGCUCCUCCAACGCCCAGCAUCUAUGAUGACAUCAACUGACUUGGGUGCAAGGGAUAGCCUUUGGCUGAGCAGAGCCCUCUCCCAACCCCCACCCAGGUGGCAUAGCCUGGCAUAUGGACGGCUACUGGGGGUUUGGGCUUGGGAAGCUUGGUGAGCCAGGCAGGCAGAGGAUCCAGUUAUGCGCCCCUGGGGGGCGCAGGGUCCUCUGCAACGGAGCACGACCCCUCGGCAUGCAGGACUCAGACCUGGACAUUAUGCCUUGGACAUAAGUUUGGUGGGGAGGCAGUUUUCCUAUUUAUUCUGUGAGUUACUGGAUGUCCAGCUAGGCCAGGGGCCUGACCUGGGCACUGUGCCAGGGCACUGCCUGCCUCCCACCCCAGGAACUGGACUAAGCCCUGCCGAGGGGCAUUGUGGCUACCCUGGAGGCUGUGGGUUGGAAGCUGAGCCUGGAGGGGGCCUCCCCUGGCUGCCCUCAGCAAUGUGAAUGGGUCCGGUGCUUGGAGCUGAGGGGCGGGGCUGUGCAUGUCCUGUCUGUGUGCAGUCCUCUCAUGCCCCCAGUCCCAGGGGUUGGCAGGCACAGAGUGCUGUCUGCUGAGGUAGGCGUCCAGAACUGCCGCCGCCUUCCCUGCCCCUUAGAGGGGCAGCCCUUUCCCCUCAGUCCCAGGGACCUCCUUGGCAGCAGGAGCUGUCCUUUUGUUGUUGGGUGCCAGGAAAGGGCCUCCAGCCUCCACAGCUUCAAGGAAUGGGGAGGGUAGGAAGAGGGAGCUGCAGAUCAAAAUGACUCCCCCCUCCCUGAACCAGGGCUGGCGAGGAGUGGGGCCCCAAGGUGAGAGGGAACGGUGCUGCUUUAUUUGAAAUGUUUUCUUACCUCAUUCCCUGCCCCAGGAAGGGGCCCAGCCUCACCCUCCUGGGGUGGCCCCAUAUUCCUCCUGCCUGCCCUGCCCCACCGCCCUGCCCUGCUGGGGCAGCCCGAGUUCCCAGCUGCUGCUUGCCGCCCCUUCACCUUGACCAGCUUCAGUUCCUCUCAAUGCUCCCACCUCCAAAUCCCGCCCUGUUUCCUUCUCCUUCGCCGCUCUUAAGUUAUUUAUUCCUGUACUUGUGGUUUGGGGCUCUGAGGAAAAUCCUAAUCUUGUGCCUCUCCCCCUUUGCCAGGAUGGGAAGAGAGGGUGGGUUCUGUGCCCUGGGUUGUCAGUGGAGGGGGAAGGGGUUCCAGUGCCCUGAGGGGCUGUCAUGCCAGGGUACCCACCUGCCUGGCGUACAUCCUGAAGAGAUGUACUGGCCACCUCCACACAGGCAAGGUCACACCCACCCACUGCACCCCACCCCCAGCCAAGCUGGAGGGCUGAAUGCAGUUGUAGUCAGGGCUGGAAACAGAGCUGACAGGGGUUGAAGUUGACCUUGAGCUGAGUUCUCUGGCACUUGCUGCCAUGUCCCCUGUCCUCCACUCAGGAGGAGCCACUCCCACAUUUGGGUAGCUAGUACCCAGGACUGGUUGGACUGAUUUGGGUUAGGGACCCUAGAGGGUUAAGGGAACAACAGAGAUAGGGCUCGCAGUACCCUGUCUGGAACCCCAGUCUCCCCUUGGGGUCAUUCGGAUUGUGGUUGAUGCCUGGUUACAAAUUGGUUUUUAACCCAAGCAUUGUGAUUAUUUUUCAGAAAGCCAAACCAGUUUUGGCAAGAGUUAGAAUAAAUCCUGGGGCUUGGGCUCCUCAGUUCUUGGCCCUCCACAGCCUUCUCCCUCAAAGGGGAAGCCAGAGGGAGAGGAGGAUAUCAGCGAGCCUCCAGUGGGCUUCUGCACAUGCUUGGAGUCUACUGAAGGGGAGGGGAGGGAGGCCAGGGGCCACUCUCCCUUCUGAGAGGCAGCUGCAGCUCAGGCCCUAACUCACCCUUUCUCUGGCCUCUCCCUUUUGACCUUCUGUAUGGUGGAGGGAGAAAAGAGGAGUAGUUUGGGAACUGGUUUGUCAUAAACUUCCCCCAUUGUCCCUUGACCCACCCUCAGGGCAGAGCCCCCUGCCCAGGCUGGGUAAGAGAUGGGCUUGGUCCAGCAGGGACCCUGAGGGACCCUUUCCUUCUGGGGAGAGUGCCCCCUCCCUACCGUGUAGUUGAACAGGGGCUAGGAGCUCCCCACUCCCUCUAACAGCAGGCUGUGUGGGUUUCAAUUCCCAUCCUCCCCACCCCAGCUAGGUGUCGUCCACCCUGUAUCCUAUCAUGUGUCUGAGUGUGUGUGGGGGGGUCUGUACUAAUUUCCAUGGCCGGUGGCUUUUCCUUCCAUGCAUCACUCCCCCCCGCAUGCCCAGGGGCCACCCGCCUGGCAUUACCGCAUGCUGGGGUCAUUGGGGGAGGGGGGUGGGGCUCACGCUGUCCUGUGGUCUUGAGAUUUUUAUUUUUGCAUAUGUAAUCCAUCCUGUACAGGUAGCUAACUUUGUAAACGCUGUGUAUUCCCUCUGCCCCCAUGGCUGCUGGUGUAAAUAAACUGCAUCUCCCGUUGGUAGCCUGGCCUACCCACCCUCCUUGCCAUGUUGCUGGGGGCAGAGCAAAGCCAUUCUUGUAAUGUCACAGGAGGCUUCACAGCCACAAAAUGAAACUUUAUUCAGUCACAGAUGCUGACCCACCAUCCAUGAGCCCUAGAGGCAAGGGCCUAGAGCUGAGUGAUCCAUACCCAGAGCUCGUCCUUGGAGCUGGGCAGGGCAGGAUGCUGGCUGAGGGCCAGCACUCUUGCAGCCUUAGGCCUAGGGUAGCAGCUGUGGCCUGGCCUCUCCCCAUGCUAGGAGGUUGGCCUUGUGCCCCAACCCCUUUCUUGACUGAGCACUAUAAAGGACUAUUUAAAAAAAAAAAAAAAAAA
Messenger RNA from Dipodomys ordii (Ord's kangaroo rat), 4156 nucleotides. It is a transcript of the gene Atxn7l3, whose product is annotated as ataxin 7-like 3. Gene Ontology annotation, cellular component: DUBm complex; SAGA complex. The transcript has 12 exons. Gene Ontology annotation, biological process: regulation of transcription by RNA polymerase II; positive regulation of DNA-templated transcription. NCBI's taxonomy places the organism in Eukaryota, Metazoa, Chordata, Mammalia, Rodentia, Heteromyidae. The record is from RefSeq and is a predicted model, not a curated record. Bases 310 to 1353 code for a protein of 347 amino acids. Gene Ontology annotation, molecular function: transcription coactivator activity.